Molecule: messenger RNA, 687 nt
Organism: Guillardia theta CCMP2712
Lineage: Eukaryota; Cryptophyceae; Pyrenomonadales; Geminigeraceae
Exons: 10
Coding region: 1-687 (228 amino acids)
Source: RefSeq, a predicted model, not a curated record
AUGAAGCUUGUCCUCUUCCUGAUCGCUUCCUCCCUCCUCUCCUUGCUCCACCUCGCCUCCUCUAUCAACUUGAGGCCCCCGACGACCAUGCUCAGCGCAAUGCGGAGCAACGCCGACACGCUGGGGACGAGGAUGUCGUGGCAUGCGAGCAACAUGAUGAGGAGGAGUCGGAGGGGCUGGAGGAAGUUUCGCGAGAGAGCAGCUCUGUACAUGACGAUUCCCCUGAUCUCAGGUUCUCAAGGAAUUCUCAACUGGGCCACAAACAGGCUUGCGGUGAACGACAGGGCUGCGAUAGCAAUCAGUGUGAGGAAGAUUGAGGGACAACCGCUUGGUUGGUUUGGAUGGCAGGGGAUUGUUCCUGCCAAAGUGACCAAAAUGUCAUCCGACAUCGUUGAUAUCACGACAGAGCAACUGCUGGACGUGAAGAAGAUUUUUGGGAGGAUAGAGGAAAACCGUCUCCUCGACCACCUCAGACAAGGAAAUCUCUUCGCGGCCGUUCUCAACUCAGCGAAGGCCUCGGAAGUACUUCCCUCUUCUCUCAUCCGCGAGGGAGAGGCGAAGGUGGCGGGAGGAGGAGCUACCUUGACCUCGCACCUCCUCGAGCACAAAACGGAGAGGAUUGUCAUGCGUGUCAUUCGAGCGCUCAAGAAGGAUCCGCUGAAGUUCUGCCCCCUGAAAUCAGCGUGA